CUUUCAAAUGACAACUCUCAGGACUGCUAUGACUGCACUAAGGGACAGAUAUCAUUGGCUUAGCAUGGUUUUGCUGCUGGUAUUAGCCAUAAGCAAGAUGGAUAUGGUAGCACCCCAGUUCGUCGGCUCAUAUUCCAUACCCAAUCAGAUUGCGUCCCCUGGCGUCGCUCACAGCUACUAUCCGCCCGCUACUCUGCAUUAUGUCAACAUCGGCAGUCAGCUGGCUGGUGAUUACAGAUUCGGUUACGACACGGGAAAAGGACCCAUGGGACAAAGUUUCAGAGAAGAGAUUAGACUGGCGGAUGGGACAGUCAAAGGCACAUACGGAAUGGUCGACGAGCAAGGUCACAGACGUGUUGUUCAUUACACUGCAGGAAAAGGGGGCUUCAUCGCGGAAGAAGAAAAAAACUCAGCAGGGGCGGCCACAGCAACAUCUCAGCCCAGAUUUCUGAUGCAGCAAGUAUUCAACUCCGUUCCUCAACGACUAACUGCUACGAUGGCACCUGUCAUCAAGCCAACCAACUACCUCCAGGCCAAAGCCGCCAUUGGUGCUUACGCAACACCAUCACUGCUCCAAAAAAAUCCUACGGAAGCAAAAGCAACCCAAACGCCGCAACAAGGUGGUGCCACGGCCGCCGAAUCAGAAACUUACAAACUUCGUAGACAGAAGAAGACAGGCGUCAAAUUCCAACUGGCUCAAAAGAAGAAAAUUAGCGAAGAAGUGAUUUACGAUCCCAAAGUGGAAGAUGAGUACUACGAUAAUGCACCAGCCUUCGUAGACAUAGAAAGACUAUCGUACAGUAUCGGUACUGACAGAAAUCCAUCUCCAUAAGAACUGCUAGGCAGGAACCCUCAAUGAAUAAUAUUUCACGUAUAUGUGCUUUAAGUUGUUACUGAAAAACGCUGCUGUAAAUAAUAUGAUGUGUAAUAAAAUUGUGAUAAUCCUGA
This is a messenger RNA of Stegodyphus dumicola, 948 nucleotides long. RefSeq lists its product as uncharacterized. Gene Ontology annotation, cellular component: chitin-based extracellular matrix. NCBI's taxonomy places the organism in Eukaryota, Metazoa, Arthropoda, Arachnida, Araneae, Eresidae. The record is from RefSeq and is a predicted model, not a curated record. Gene Ontology annotation, molecular function: structural constituent of chitin-based larval cuticle.